Prionailurus viverrinus (fishing cat) is the source of this 4281-nucleotide messenger RNA. RefSeq lists its product as uncharacterized. Gene Ontology annotation, molecular function: aspartic-type endopeptidase activity; RNA-DNA hybrid ribonuclease activity; nucleic acid binding. The record is from RefSeq and is a predicted model, not a curated record. Lineage: Eukaryota; Metazoa; Chordata; Mammalia; Carnivora; Felidae. Gene Ontology annotation, biological process: proteolysis; DNA integration.
AUGGAGAAGGGUGAGGAGGACCCAGGCCAUGGUGGAAACACAAGCUCUAAGUUCUUCAGGCCCAAAAUCAAGGCUGGGCUCCCAGGCCUCUGUCCCUUCAGCGCAGUGCAGAGCAGGGCUUGCCCCUAUGUGCACAUCUGCUCCCUGCAAGGUUUUGGAACUUCAGGCAUUACAUUUGGAGGUUCCACCGAGACCUCCCCCGAGCCCACCAGACUUCUGGUCAACGGGUCGUAUCUGAUUCCGAUCGCUGCCCCCAUCCCUGCUCCCGACCCCAUUCCCCCUGCGCCGGCAGAGCCUCCCGUAGCCCAGCCAAUGGAAGAACUAGAAAAUAGGGAGGCUCAACCCGCGCCCAUGCCUAAUGGGGGCGAAAUCCAAGGGCCAGCUGGACGUACCCAUCCCCUCCCCGAACCUAGGAUAACGCUACAAGUGGAGGGGAACCCAGUUCAAUUCCUAGUCGACACAGGGGCACAACAUUCGGUCUUGAUCAGACCCCAUGGAAAAAUUUCUGAAAAAUCUUCCUGGGUCCAAGGGGCUACCGUAAUAAAAAAAUAUCCCUGGACCACCCAGAGGACUGUGGACCUAGGAAAUGGAAAGGUCACCCAUUCCUUCCUAGUCAUCCCUGACAGCCCCUGCCCCUUAUUAGGAAGAGACUUGCUCACUAAAAUGGGGGCCCAGAUUCAUUUUACGCCAGGAGGCCCCCAAGUGACUGGCCCUCACAACCAACCCAUGACUAUACUUACUCUAAGAUUAGAAGAUGAAUAUCGACUCCAUCAGGAGCCACCCUCACAAAGUCAAAACAUAGAGCCCUGGCUCCAGCAGUUUCCAGAAGCAUGGGCUGAAACUGGGGGUAUGGGGUUGGCUAAAUAUCGCCCAGCUCUAUUCAUAGAGCUGAAACCGGGGGCAUAUCCAGUUCGGGUCCGACAAUACCCGAUGUCAAUGGAGGCCAGAAAUGGCAUCACGCCACAUAUCCGUCGCCUCCUAGACUUAGGCAUCUUGCGUCCCUGCCAUUCAGCCUGGAACACCCCCCUGCUGCCUGUACGAAAACCUAACAGUGCGGACUACCGUCCGGUACAAGAUCUAAGAGAAGUUAACCGCCGAGUCAUGGACAUACACCCAACAGUACCCAACCCCUAUACCCUCCUAAGUGCCCUCAGCCCAGAAAGACAAUGGUAUACUGUCCUUGAUUUAAAAGAUGCUUUUUUCAGCCUGCCUCUGGCCCCCAAAAGCCAAGAGCUCUUCGCCUUCGAGUGGUCCGACCCUGAGAGAGGCAUAAAUGGGCAACUCACCUGGACCCGGCUCCCCCAAGGAUUUAAAAACUCACCCACCUUGUUCGAUGAGGCACUUCACGAAGAUCUGGGUAAGUACUGGAAUCAAAACCCUGAAGUGACUCUCUUGCAGUAUGUUGACGAUCUUUUAAUCGCCGCUGAGACUGCCGAAGCUUGCUUGCAAGGCACCAAAAAUCUCCUCCAGACACUUGGUGCCCUGGGGUACCGGGCUUCAGCAAAGAAAGCCCAAAUUUGCAGAUCCGAGGUAACCUACUUGGGGUAUCUGUUAAGAGAAGGCCAACGAUGGCUCACUGAUGCACGGAAGGAAACUGUCCUUCGCAUCCCCCGACCCACAACGCGAAAGCAGGUAAGAGAAUUCCUGGGAUCGGCCGGGUUCUGCCGCUUGUGGAUACCUCGGUUCGCCGAGAUGGCUAAGCCUCUUUACCUGGUCACCCGAGAACAGGCGCCCUUUGAGUGGACAGAGGAAACUGAGCAGGCUUUCCAGCAAAUUAAACUCGCCCUGUUGUCGGCACCAGCCUUAGGGCUCCCCGAUGUCUCCAAACCCUUUCAUCUCUUCGUAGAUGAAAAUAAAGGGGUAGCCAAAGCAGUGCUGAUGCAACUCCUUGGCCCAUGGCCCAGGCCCAUUGCCUAUCUUUCAAAAAGACUAGACCCAGUAGCGGCUGGCUGGCCCCCUUGCCUCCGUAUGAUUGCUGCUACAGCUCUAAUGGUAAAGGAUGCUGAUAAGUUAACUAUGGGACAAGAGUUACAUGUCACAACCCCUCAUGCCAUCGAGGGAGUCCUCAAACAACCUCCUGACCGAUGGAUAAGUAACGCCCGACUGGUUCACUACAAGGGACUAUUAUUAAAUCCCCUCAGAAUCAUUUAUACUCCCCCCUGAACACUAAACCCUGCCUCCCUGUUACCAGACCCGGACUUGGAUACCCCCCUCCAUGACUGUGCUGAGAUAUUGGCACAGGUUCAUGGAGUUCGGGAAGAUUUACAGGAUCACCCGCUACCAGACACCGAAGUUACCUGGUUCACUGACGGCAGCAGCUUUGUACAUCAGGGUCAAAGGUACGCGGGGGCAGCAGUCACAACUGAAACUGACUGGGCAGAGCCUUUGCCAGCAGGCACCUCUGCCCAACGGGCUGAACUUGUGGCCUUAACCAAGGCACUGACUUUGGGAAAAGGCAAGAAACUAAACGUGUAUACCGAUAGCAGAUAUGCUUUUGCUACGGCCCACAUACAUGGAGCUAUAUACAGAGAGAGGGGACUGUUAACUGCAAAGGGGAAAACUAUCAAAAACAAAGAAGAAAUAUUGGCUCUUUUAAAGGCACUUUGGCUGCCUAAACGACUAGCCAUCAUACAUUGCCCAGGCCACCAAAAACCGAUCACACCGGUGGCCAGAGGAAAUAAUUUGGCUGACCAGGUGGCCCGAGAGGCGGCAUUACAGGUGGACUGUGUUUUAAUGACCACCCUACCAGACCCCAACUGUAGCAUAAUUCUCCCAGAAGAAAUGGGAAAUAAAGUCUUAUCCAAGAUGCAUCGAGCCACUCAUAUGGGCACAAGAAAAAUGCAAGACUUAAUAAGACAUGCUAGAAUCACCAUUAAAGACUCCAGGACAAAAAUUGAACAGAUAGUUGCUAGCUGUAAAGCUUGCCAACUAACUAACGCCACCAACCAUGGGAAAAACCCUGGCUCCAGAACCCACGGAACCAGGCCGGGAGCCUAUUGGGAAGUAGACUUCACCAAGGUAAAGCCUGGAAAAUAUGUAUAUAAAUAUUUACUAGUGUUUAUAGAUACCUUUUCAGGAUGGACAGAGGCCUUCCCCACCAAACAUGAGACUGCGCAGGUAGUAGCAAAGAAAAUGUUAGAAGACAUCAUGCCCAGGUACAGAUUCCCUACCCUAAUAGGAUCAGACAAUGGACCAGCAUUCGUUUCAAAGGUAAUACAAGGGAUAGUGCAGUUUAUUGGGGCCGAUUGGAAACUACAUUGUGCAUAUAGACCCCAAAGCUCAGGACAGGUAGAAAGAAUGAAUAGAACCCUAAAAGAGACCCUAACCAAAUUGACCAAGGAGACUGGCGCUAACUGGGUAGUCUUACUCCCCUACGCUCUGUUCAGGGUGCGAAAUUCCCCCUACAAACUGGGAUUAACCCCCUUUGAAAUCAUGUAUGGAAUACCCCCUCCUAUAAUUCCCAACCUACAGUCUAAUGUGUUAACUGAAUUUGAUGAUCAUAAACUUCUUAUUUCCCUGAGGGAACUCCAGCGCACCCACCAGAAAGUUUGGCCCAGACUGAGAGCCAUUUACGAGACCGGGCCCCCUCCUGAGCCGCAUCACUACCGACCCAGAGAUUGGGUAUACGUGCAGAGACACAAGCAAGAGACCCUCCAACCACGGUGGAAGGGACCCUACAUUGUGAUCCUAACCACACCCACUGCUCUCAAAGUCGACAGGAUUGCUACCUGGAUCCAUUACAUCCACGCCCGACCAGCUGAUCCCUUAGCGGUUUGAGAAGACUUCAUGCUGAAAGCCAACACCGCCUUGACGGUUGACCAGAGUAAGACCCAUCCUUUAAAACUGACUCUGCGUCGAAAACCUGACCCCGAAAACCGGCUGAGACCAAAGGCCUGGGUGUCCCAUACCAAGACUGUUACAGCAGCUCCGGACCCACAAUGAUCGAAGGAACACUCAUUAGCGUGCUCCUGCUCACCUCCUAUGGACUGAUAAGUAUUGCGAGCAACCCCCAUAUACCCUAUACUUUAACUUGGGAGGUUUCUAAUUUGGAAACCCAGGAAGUCUAUAAUACUACCACAGCAGACGAUACUCCCCUAAAUGCCUGGUGGCCUGAUCUAUAUUUUAACCUAGAGGACGUGGCCGUAACCAUGGGGGUACUUCCCCCCACCGGAAGCCGCCAGCGUCCUAAUCCGUCAUGGACCGGAACCCCAGAAAAUGAAAAAAAGCGCAUAAGAUCUGGUGGGUUUUAUGCAUGUCCCGGGUUCAGAACAGGAGCCAUGA